CCUCCACAAGAGUACGACCUGCUGAAGGGCGAAAGCCCCGAGUCGACCUCCGCCUACGGCCUUGUUUUCUUGGAAACCAUCCGCAGAACGAAGGACAAGAGCGGACGACUUGUGGCUAGCUACUUUGAGAAUCUCCUCCCCCGUGAGAAGAACAAGGACUACUAUGCGCGCAUUCGCAUGCCCAUCUCCCUGAAAAUAAUUGAGCGCAAACUCCACAACCAGGACUUUGCCAACAUGUCUGAACUCGAAAGCUACUUCAAGCGAAUGGUCACCAAUGCGAAGGAGUAUUAUCCCAAGAAUUCCGAGAUUUUCGAGGACGCCGAGCGUGUCAGAAAAGCGCUGAGCAACUACAUGACCAAGACGAACCCGGCCUACAAGUUGGUACAGGGCUAUAGUUGCACUGCUGCGCCUAUACCUGAUGAUUUGCAGUCGACGGAUUUCAUGGAUGAAGACGCAGGGGGUGGCGAGGAGGACGCGGCUGGCGAAGAUGAUGCCGAAGGCGAGGAAGACGAGGACGCGGGUGAAGACGACGAGGAAGACGAACAGGACGACGAGGACGACGGAAACCCGAGAAAAAUCAUCCUGAAGCGAAGGGAUUCCAACAACGGCGUUAAACGUGGGCCCGACUCGGUGCGGAGACGUGACAGAAGUGGGAGGGCCAAGGCAGACCAUGAGUUCGAGGGCGUCCCGUACAAGGGACUGAACUUCCAACACGCGCAGGAGAAAAUCGUGGAGGAGCUUAUUCGAAAGCCAGACGAAGACGGUGGCCCUCAUUUCUUGGACUUUAUCAAUCUCCCACCACGCAGCUUCAAGGAUUAUUUUGCCGUCAUUACCUCUCCGUUGUCGUUAAAGGGGCUUCAAAAACUCGUCAAGGGCAUUCAUGGUCGACAAGCUGCCACUGGUAUCAGCGACUUCAAGAGCUGGGCAGCUUUUGAGGAAAAGGCCAGCCUUCUUUGGACCAACGCUCAUUUCUACAAUGAGGAUGGCAGUGAAAUCCACACCCUAGCCACAGAGUUGAAGCAAGCCUUUUAUGAUGAGCUCAACGCGGCGAAGGCAGUAGUCCCGGAACCACCUCAGCAGCCCAAGAUUAAGCUCAAGGUUGGUUCGGGUCAGGAUACUCCGGUACUGGGUGCCAAAAAGAUCACGAUCCAUGUCGGCGGGUCUAAAGGCAGCGCAACAGGGUCACCAGCACCACCGACCAACCGCUCUAGCGAAUCCGGCCCUAUUCCACCCCAGGCGUCAUUUACAACCGCUGCCAGCUUCCAGCUGGACAAACCUAUGAGUUUACCCUCAGCUGGAGGGUCCCCGAGCCCCCCUGUCAUCGCUCCUGGGCCACCAAGUAUGGUUCCACGGCCGAAUGGACAUGUUCCGAGUCCCAUGAUGAUGAUGAAUGGGCAGCACGGUUACCCAGGGUCGCAUCAAGCACUUCAAAAUGGCCAUCUGCCUCCUGCACCAGCACCUGCGCCUGCACCGCCACCUCCUCUGUGGGACAACUUGGUUCGCGCUCCUGGUAGAGGUGAGUUUCGAUGUAUUGCCGACUCUUUGUUGCCCAGUGUUCUUGUCCGGACACAUCCAACAGUUCCAGGGGACCGCCGAUUUCGGAUGGAACUUCCAGCAGACCCAAAGCUGGCUCAGCAGAGUGUCACUUUCCACUUGCCGGCUAGCCACAGCAGACUGCAGUUGGUUCCCCGGUUGGCGCCCUUUGAACAACAGGGACGUCAGUACAAGCUCAUCGUUCAGAUCAAUGGACAGAUGGUGGGCAGAGCCACCCCGAUUCCUGCACCUGAUGAUCCGCUGCCACUAAACGCCAUGGUGUUUGACUUGGGUUUAACUCUGGGCACGAACAUGAUUGUCGUUACAGUCGUGGCAUCACUGCCGAAGGGUCAAAAGCUGGAAAAUGGAGCGAGCGCCGAGGUAGAGAGGCUGACCAUGAAUGUCCACCUCACGAGAGUCUACUAG
Molecule: messenger RNA, 1959 nt
Organism: Podospora anserina S mat+
Lineage: Eukaryota; Fungi; Ascomycota; Sordariomycetes; Sordariales; Podosporaceae
Exons: 5
Biological process (GO): chromatin remodeling
Cellular component (GO): RSC-type complex
Molecular function (GO): protein binding
Source: RefSeq, a predicted model, not a curated record